AUGUCCAAGAUGCUGGCCCUCUUGCUCAUGAUUGGAGCAAUGUUGUUUACAGUAGGAGCUGAGCCAGUGGAAGAUAAACAAGCAUUGCUUGAUUUCCUUCACAACAUUAACCACUCUCGUAAUCUGAUCAACUGGGAUAAGAAUUCUUCCGUGUGCAAAAGGUGGACUGGAGUCACCUGCAACUCUGAGCAAUCACAGGUUAUAGCCCUCCAACUGACCAGAACUGGAUUGAGUGGUCUAAUCCCACCCAACACUCUCAGCCGUCUCUCAGCACUUCAAACUCUGAGUCUUGCAUCAAAUAGCAUAACUGGUUCUUUCCCUUCUGGUUUCUCUCAGCUAAAGAAUUUGAUCUAUCUGUAUCUCCAAUUCAACAAAUUUUCUGGUCCUUUGCCGUCAGACUUUUCAGUUUGGAAGAAUCUUAGUAUUGUGAAUUUAUCCAACAAUUCUUUCAAUGGGAGCAUUUCAUUUUCACUUUCAAAUUUGACUCAUCUCUCUUCUUUAGUACUAUCCAACAACUCCCUUUCAGGUGACAUUCCUGAUCUCAAUAUCCCUACCCUGCAAGAGCUGAAUUUUGCGAACAAUAACCUUAGAGGGGUUGUGCCUGAAUCCCUUGAGAGAUUUCCAAGUGGGGCAUUUGCUGGUAACAAUCUAACUUCUUCACAUGCACUUUCUCCUUCUUUUCUUGUUCAGCCCCCAAAUCCUCAUCCAAUAAGGAAAAAAUCCAAAGGACUUAGGGAACCAGCAUUGUUGGGUAUCAUUAUUGGUGCUUGUGUGCUGGGAAUCGCAGUAAUAGCAGCUUUUGUGAUUGUGUGCCGCUAUGAGAAAGGUGGUACAAAUGGACAACAAGUGAAGUCUCAGAAAAGAGACGUAUCCAGGAAAAAAGAAGGUUCUGAAAGUCGAGACAAGAACAAAAUUGUUUUCUUUGAGGGUUGCAAUCUUGCAUUUGACUUGGAGGACUUGUUGAGAGCAUCUGCUGAGGUUCUUGGAAAGGGCACGUUCGGGACAGUGUACAAGGCUGCUCUAGAAGAUGCAACAACCGUGGCAGUGAAAAGGUUGAAGGAUGUCACGGUUGGAAAACGCGAGUUUGAACAACAGAUGGAGAUGGUGGGAAGGAUUAGGCACGAUAAUGUGGUUGCAUUAAGGGCAUAUUACUAUUCAAAGGAGGAGAAACUUAUGGUAUAUGAUUACUACGAGCAGGGCAGUGUGUCUUCAAUGUUGCAUGGCAAAAGAGGAGGCAGAAAUUCUUUAGACUGGGAUAGCCGUUUGAAAAUAGCAAUUGGUGUAGCAAGAGGCAUUGCUCACAUCCAUGCUCAACAAGGAGGGAAACUCCUCCAUGGAAACAUAAAGGCCUCUAACAUCUUCCUCAACUCCCAAGGAUAUGGUUGUCUCUCUGACAUUGGUCUUGCAACACUCAUGAAUCCAGCAUUGAGAACAACAGGGUACCGUGCACCUGAAGCAACCGACACACGAAAAUCAAUGCCGGCCUCUGAUGUCUACAGUUUUGGUGUGCUGCUGCUUGAGCUUCUAACUGGGAGGUCUCCCUUACAUGCCAAAGGAGGUGAAGAAGUUGUCCACUUGGUUAGAUGGGUGAAUUCUGUGGUUAGAGAGGAGUGGACUGCAGAAGUGUUUGAUGUGGAGUUGCUGAGGUAUCCAAAUAUUGAGGAGGAAAUGGUUGAGAUGCUACAAAUAGGGAUGGCAUGUGUUGUGAGAUCACCAUAUGAGAGGCCAAAAAUUGGCGAGGUGGUGAGAAUGGUGGAGGAAAUUCGUAGAGUAAAUACUGAAAAUAGAUCAUCCACUGAAUCUAGAUCAGAAGGUUCCACUCCAACCCCUCAUGCAAUUGAGACACCUUCUACCUCUUUUGCUCAUUGA
Molecule: messenger RNA, 1869 nt
Organism: Sphenostylis stenocarpa
Lineage: Eukaryota; Viridiplantae; Streptophyta; Magnoliopsida; Fabales; Fabaceae
Source: the annotation of a GenBank genome assembly